Paramormyrops kingsleyae is the source of this 3492-nucleotide messenger RNA. RefSeq names its product proton channel OTOP2-like. Gene Ontology annotation, biological process: proton transmembrane transport. The record is from RefSeq and is a predicted model, not a curated record. NCBI's taxonomy places the organism in Eukaryota, Metazoa, Chordata, Actinopteri, Osteoglossiformes, Mormyridae. Gene Ontology annotation, cellular component: membrane. Gene Ontology annotation, molecular function: proton channel activity.
AUUGCCAAGCUCAAGUGUCAGAACUCGCGUGCCCAGUUCCCGAGGGGGGAGAAGCAGAAGAGGACAGCCACACAGGGGGCUGCGAGAGGGAAGGAGAUCAAAGUGAAGAAGGGAGAAGAAGGAGAGAGAGGAAAGCUGGAUGGUGUGAGUGAAAAGACGAAGAGAGCAAUACGAGGAGAGAAAUAGACUGGAAGAUGGACGAGGUUAUGAGCCCUGGUGUAGAUGUGCAAUGUGAUGUGGAGAUGGUCACAGGGUCUGAUCCUGACCCAGAAAUGGACCCAGAGCCGGAGUGGGUUCCAGGAGGCCGGCGCCUGUUCUCUGGUCUGCUAGGACUGAAUGUGAUUAUGCUCGGCGCUGCCCUUAUGGCGGCUGAUGCCUACUAUGCCAAUGGGCAGCUACAACAGGGACGCCAGGUGUUCAUCCUGCUUCUGCUGCUGCUCAGUGUGGUCUGGAUGCUCUGGUACCUGCUGUGGUCACGCAAGCGACCCGGCCGCACUCCCCAUACCGACCACCACGCAGGGGGUAUCACCAUCACAGUGGUCCUGGUGAUCUUCUCGGCCUUCAGCCUGUUCCUGCACAUCUUCAGGAUGGGUUAUUUCAUCAUGAUGUGGGACUGCAAGCCGCUGGCCGAGGUCCUGGUUCCCUUUGCUGAGGCGCCCUUCCUGGCACUGCAGACAUAUUUCCUGUGGGCUCACUCAAAGGACUGCAUCCACAAGCAUAAGAUUCUGACCAGGUCCGGUCUGAUGCUAUUGCUCUCUGCUAACAUCCUGCUGUGGCUGAAUGCGGUGACUGAGGACACUGUGCACAUGGAGAUCGAGCUGGAGAAGCAGAACCAGGUCAUUGCCAAUGGCUCCCUGGUUGACAACAGCACUGCAGGUCUGGAGUAUGAUCCCGACGAAUCCCCCGAAUGUCAGUGCACCGACCACACGCCGUGCCUGGUGUUCCGCAAGGGCUUCGAGAUCCUAUACCCCUUCAACAUCGAGUUCUACCUGAUGGCGGGUUGCAUGAUCUAUGUGAUGUGGAAGAACGUGGGCCGGCGUGUGGGCAAAGCCCCACACGAGCACCACAAACACCAUGACGUGAUGCGCAUCAUCCGGAAGGAAGGCAUCCUGCUGGGCCCACUGGCCGGCCUCCUGGUCCUCGCGAUGGGAGCCGUCUCCUUCAUCCUGUACCAGGUGUGGGUGAGUGACGCUCGCCGCGAAGACGCCUUCCUCGUCUUCUACGGCUACCACCUGGCCUUGAUUCCCGCCAUGUCGCUGUUCUGCCUGGCUGGCAUGAUCACGUACCGCGUGGAGAUUAGGCUGCAUGAAACCAGCCACAACCCCACCAGAAGCCUGGAUGUUCGCCUGCUUGUGGCGGCGGCCGUGGGCCAGCUGGCGCUCUCCUACUUCUCCCUGGUGGCCGCCAUGGCCAUUGGGUCCAGAGACCAUCUGGGGAGCCUAGACCUUUCGUACAACCUCUUCAGCCUGCUGGAGCUGCUCCUGCAGAACAUCUUCAUCAUUGAGGGGCUCCACCGUCACCCGAGUCUAAACUGCACCAGGACAAAGGGAAGGCUGGCCGGCGUCAUUUUCAAGAAAAAGAAGGCGACUGAGACCCCAGUGGCGAAUGAACCUGAAGGAGACAAUGUGUCUAGAAAUGAGCCUACAGCACCACCUGCAGGUGUGAAAGUGAACAAGACGAACAAGUGCACCAAGAGAGCGAUUCAAGAGAUUUGUGCAUUCCUCAUCUUGGGCAAUGUCAUGUUGUGGGUGAUCCCAGCCUUCGGCGCUCAUCCCCAAUUUGAAAACGGACUGGGGAAGCAAUUCUAUGGGUUCCAGGCCUGGUUUAUAUUUGUCAACCUGGCCCAGCCACUGGUGGUCUUCUACAGAAUGCACUCUGUAAGGGCACUGAUGGGGCUGCUGAUUUCAGCCUGAACAGCAGGAGGCGAUAGAGGCCAUACUACUGCACUGGAGGAUGUGAAUCUUUUGGAUCUGUAGGAUGAAGCCUUGCUAUCCAGCCUAAGAUUCACGGGGAAGAAGAAAUAAGACUUUUUCUUAAGGGAAUCAAAUAAGUCGAAACAAAACAUUUGCAGUUAUACAAAUGUUGCAUUUGAUACCCACUGUUAAUUAGGAAAAAAAAAUCACUAAGUUGAACAUAUACACAUUUAGUUCAGGACUUAGUAUUAUGUAAUCCAAUUGUUAAUGAAACAGUUAUAAUUGUAUUUAGCAUCGCAUUGAUACUGGCCCUUUUAUAGGAGAUAGACUGAACUGACCCUGGACACCAGAGACCAAACGUCAGUCAGGGGUUCAGAUACUGAUGGACAAAAUGACGCUUCCUGAACCAUUUGCUAUAUUUCUUGACCCCACUAGAUGGUGCUAUCUGUUCAAAAAAGGGCACAAAGCAUGGGCCCAAAGCCAGAGCCAUAGUGGGGUUGGAAAAUACAGCAAAUGGUUCGUGAGGCAUCGUUGUGUCCAACGCUACCCGAUAUGCUCUGAUAUUCACUCGCCUUUGACAAGCAGCCCAAGGUCACCAUCUAGUAGGGUCAAAAACAAUACAGCAAAUUCAUGGUCACUUCGUCCAUCACUAGGCUGAACCACGCAUGAAUAAUUUGGAUCCGAGCUGGUAUGAAUCCCAGCAUGUAUGAGAGGCAGGAGCCCUACGGUGGAACCCCGGCGUAAGUCUUCUGUGUAGAUGUCCACGUUCUUGCACUCAAAUUGGCUAAUUAGCUAACUGGCUAAUUUUACUUAUGUUCUGUAUUUCCUUUGAAUGCAUGCAUGAAUACUGCCAUGAAAGAUCCCAAGGACAUGUUGGUGCCUGACCAAUGAAGUGAGUUCUGAUACUGAAGAACAUAAUGAUAGUGGCCAAGGUAUUUAAUAAUGGUUGUGCGAGUUUCGCUUCAGAGAAGCCGGAACUGGAGCAAUUUUAUCGGCCAAUUUUACAUCAGUAUGAAAGUGACUUUCUUUGGAAUCACAGGUCUUGUUCUGUGACCCUAACCCUCCUCCUGUCAGUCAGAAAAUUCACUGCACAGAUUAAUCAGCCUUUGUUAUGAUCAGCUGUUCUCUUGUUAAUAAAACGAUGCUUAAUGUGCAGCUCUACUUCUUAGUUAAAAAGCCCCCCACCCUUGCAAGAGUGUUCCGUAAUUCAUUUAUAAACGGUUUAUUUUAUAAUAUACUCUACAUAUCUUUCAGACAGAAAAAUACUCAUUCAAACAGAAAACACAAAUUAUAUCUCAUUCCGUAUACAUACAUAUAUAUUAGACUGUAUGAGCCACACUGAUAUACUGCCAUUAUAACAUCACAAAGCAACACACUGGUCUGACAUCAGGGGAGACACCCCCCACUCCCCUCCGAUGACAGACGCCCCCACCCAUCCCCGACUGGGACAGUCACGUGCCUUCACUUCCCAGCCACAGAAACUCACUUCCAUUGGACCCUGUAGUAAUACUGGAUGCCCUUCAAACAGCAUCCACAGGAUCCGUCGUGAGAAAGCCCAGCUUUCACACGACUUCCUUCC